GCUGAUAUUUUAGCUCAAUUAUGGCUGUUUGAGUCACUGUCUGCUUUUCCACAGCACUGUAGUCGGGCGCACGUUAUCUUAUAAGUCAAAGAAAAACAGACAACUUGGUUGUUUAUAAAAAAAAAUGGAUACAUUUCGGCUAAAUAAACAGUAUAGUGGAAAGUAGCGUCACUCCCACACUAAGAGAGACAUAGCUAACCGCAAUACUCAGUUUCACACAUCCUAUUUGAGCCGGUUUCGCUGCUGAACGCUGUGGGUGAAUGAGCGGUUGAGUCCCCGGGCUGAGCUGAAACACGGAGCCACCAGGAAGUCUAGCCCCACAAACUGCGCAUGUUCCACAGGCUUUCAGUAAGGAUGUGUCCGCCGUCGGUGUAAAACGUUCAUGCUAGGAGAGGGACAUGACAGAGACAGAGGUGACUGUGUCCAUGGGGGACAUGGUGGUAAUGAAGGCCUCUGAGGAAGAGGAGGUUGGAGCUGAGGAUACAAACAAGACACAGGUCAUCCUGCAGCUGCAGCCCAUCACACAAGGAGUUACAGAUGAAACUGGGGAGUCAGGUACAACAGUAGUGGCAGUGGAGGCACAAGAUGAAGCUUUGGUUGCAGGGGAUGAUGUAGAACUGGGGUAUCCCAUUACAUGCGGGGAAAGCAAAGCUAUUCUUCUGUUCAAGAAAUUUGUUUGCCCCGGAAUCAAUGUCAAAUGCGUGAAGUACGAGGACCAGUUAAUCAGUCCUAAGCAGUUUGUUCACAUGUCUGGCAAAGCCACCCUUAAAGACUGGAAGCGGGCCAUCAGGAUGGGGGGUGUCAUGCUCAGGAAAAUGAUGGACUCAGGUCAGUUAGAUUUCUAUCAGCACAGCACGCUGUGCACCAACACCUGCCGCAGUACCAAAUUCGACCUUCUUAUCAACAACACACGCUUCCCCCCAGACAGCAGUGUGCUCUCUACUCCUUCAUCAACCCAGGGGCAGGUUGCCAUGGGUAACGGUGGAGAAGUCAUCAUGGUGGAGGAUAAAGUGGAGGAAGCCACAGGCUCUUUAGACUGGAGUUCUACUACUGUGGAAACUAUAGAAAAGAAGGAAGCACCAGAGAUAUCUGAGGAGACUUUUAGCUUCUGGAAGGGCAUAGCGGAUGUGGGUCUGAUGGGAGAGGUGGUCACUAAUAUUCGUACUGAACUGCUGGAGUUGUUGAGGGGGGUGCAGCUUCGCUCUGACCAGGCAAACCUGCAGGAUGCUGAAGUGGCUGUUCUGAGCAACCUCGCCCAGGUGUUUGGUCUUCUUGACACCAUCAAACGCACCCUGAGUGUCAGGCGACAAGUGACCGACCCAGGAGAGAGGCACAUCCUGAAAAUCCUGACUAGUCUGGAGCAGCAGCUAGAGGAGCAGAAGAAGCAGCAGAGCUGGCUGUCCCAAACCCAGGCUCUCGGCAGCCUGCUGGCACCCUCUGCAUCCCCACCAGCCAAGCGAGCCCCCAAACGGCCUCGUCUCCAGCGGCCCGCGUCCACCACCCUACUGGGAUCUACUGUGACCCAGCCUAUUACCCUCCAGCCCCCGCAGUUCACCGUUCUGUCCCCCAUCACCCUUCCUUCCGUCGGACAGCCCUUCACGGUGGCUGGUCUGGCUCAGCCAUCCAAUGCGGUCACACUGCAUGCUCUUCCAAUGGGCUCACAGGUCUUUACACGCAUUGCCACAGAUGGAAAAGGCGAGACCAUCACCUUCCACCCGGCGCAGGGCAUCACGCUGCUGGGCACGACAGCUGUGCAGGACCCCGGCUGCACCAUGGUCAGCCCUGUGGAGCUGGUCCGGUUGACCCAGGCCGGCACAGUGGACAUGGAGCAUGAGGAUGACGGCCAGACUCACGCCACCACAGUCAUCGAGAUCGAUCCGGCUCCAGGAGAACACGGCAUGGGAGUUGUGGAGCUGCAGCUGGAGGCAGACGCCGCGGGAGGAGUGGAGGAGGCGACUCUGGCUGGGAAGGAAGGAGAAGGAGAGGAACUGGUGAUACAGAAGGACGUGAUUGAGGUGCAGGGGGAACUGGAGGAGGUACAUGGUGAAACUGAAGAACUUCAGUUGGAAGCCAAUGGACAGAUUCACAACCUACGGAUACUGGUAGUAGAAGAUGAGCAGGCACAAGUUGCUGGAAAAUCCAAAUGAUGGACAGAUUAUACACACGUGCACACACACACACACACACACUCAUGCACACCAAGCCCUGAGAUGGUCAGGGAUGUUUGCACUUCGCAGCCAAGUCUGUUUUUGUUUUGUUUUGUUUCUUUUGUAUCGAACUACUUUCCUAAAAGUGGUCUGCAUGGCCAAGCUUGAAUUUGUGUAACUGCUUUUGUACAAGCAAGUUCAGUAUUAAUUUUCAAACUUUGGAGGGAAUCUGUGAGUUUUGUUAUGCUUUUGUAAAAGAGUUUUACAGUAUUUUUUUUUCCUUUUUUGUGCAUUGCAGAGGAUUCCAUUGGACACUGUCCUUUCUUUAGGGUAAUGCCAAAAAGUUAAUUUGGCAUUUUACGUUCAGAUGUAGGGGAGAACUGGACACAAUAGACCACUGCAGUCAUGUCGUCAUUUUGUAGUCAGCGUCAUGUUGCUUAUGCUGAUAUUUGGGGUUCCGUGUCUAAGCUGAAUUUCUCUGUGGCCUAAAUGAAUGGGUUUUUCAAAAACUCGCCUCUAUCACAUUCUGUGUAAUAGAUAAAUCACAAUUCUGUGUUAAAUAAAUAUGUUCAGAACUUGAUACGUUUUAUUCUGUGUACAUUUUUGUCAUGAACAUCACUGUAUUCUCUGAAUGUAUUUAUUUACCACAGAAUGUGAUAGAGGCGAGUUCUGGAAAAGCCUAUUCAUUUAGGCCAUAUAGAAAUACAGCUUAGACACGGAACCCCAAAUAUCAGCAUAGGCAACAUGGUCAUCAAAAACUUUUUUUUCAAAAAAAAAAAAAAAAAAAAAAGGUAACCUGCGGCCCCUAAAGCAUAACAUUAGCUGGAAUUAAAAACAUAACCUACAAUAUGUUAACAAUUCAGCUGAGGCAAGUUCUUUAGUUCUGUGUUAGUGGAACAAGCUGAGCUUUCAAACCUCAAUACGUAAAGUAAGUAUGCACACCAAAAUAAUUAUGAUAAGAGAAUUAGAGGCUUUUGACGACAGCAAAAUGGAAUAAGUGUUGACCAGUGGUAACUCGCAUCAGAACCAUCCAGGCAGCUGGAACAAAUUCCUAUGAUGGAUUGAAUUUAUAUUUUUAGACAUCUCACAUAGUUUGACAUAUGUCUCAUGUAACAAGUUGGAAUAAGCUAGUAAACUAGCAUGUUUAGGCAUGUUUAAACUAACCCCACAGUGUAAAGCAGUACAUUGUUACAAUGAGACAAGCACAUGAAUAUGUUUACAUUACGUCAUUACGUCAUAAGUCAUUAAUGAGUUUUGAUUAAUGAUUUUUUUCGACUCAGAUUGGACUUGGCUAUCUUGAUGGUUCACAUUCAUAACUGUAAAUGUUGCAAACGUGCACAAUAAUACGAUUAUACAGGUUUUAUCUGUUGUCCUGCCCAAAUUUGACACAACACAGGGGCUAUCAGAUGACGACAGGCCAAAACAUUAGAUUGGCUAUCUGUGAAUAUCUGUGGUAACAACGCAGGCAGCAGUAACACUGUUGGAUCCCCAGACUUGCGUCACUCUGGAUUUUAUGUGUUUUUUUUGUUUUUUUUGUUAUUAGAAGUGAUGCAGACAUUGAAAUCUGAUUUAUAAGUCAUCCAGGAAUUUAGACGCAUCUGUACAAACCAGAAUGUAAACCCAUCUUAAACCACAUCAAACUGUGGUUUUCAUGUGGUUACUGGUCGUCCAGACUAUUAAAAAUGAAUCUGGAUAAAAUUUUUACAUUAUGAUAUGGGAAAGCAAGGUUUGGGCUGACAGUCUGAAAAUAACCAGAUUUGAGUUACUUGGGUUAGGAUUCCAGAAAGGGGCCGCCUUACCUAGAUAGCGCUGCGGUAAAUCCUGCUUAGAAGAGAAGAUUAAAAUUGACACUUAUGAAAUUAUAUUUUUAUGACACAAAACAUCAGAGGUUUUUCUAAAUCUUAAAAGUUGUCUGUCCAAAUGUUAAAUGUCAAAGUUAGUUUGUGUCCUGCUCUCUCCUGCUUGAGAAUUAGAGGUGACUCUAAUAACUAAAGCCAAGAUUUGUCAAAAAAUAGCUGUCAAAAAGAAUCAGACUGUUAUUUGUACUAAAACCCAGCAUAUAGAAAUGAAUUGACCUAUAUAUGUUCCACCUAUCGGUUUUGCCAGUUAGAAUGCUGCCAAAAACCUAGUUCAACCUAAAAAGAAGCUCUAGCACACGAUUCAGUUUUUGUCAGAACAUUUUUCAGUAGGUUUCACAGUUCCUGAUUAAUAUGAAGCAUCUUUACACACGUACAAGAGCAAUGAAGCUUGGAAGAAAGUAGUGUGUAUCUCAAUUCACAUGUGUCUCGAUGGAGGAGGAGGAGGCAUGUGAUAGUCUUUACUCUUCUAGUGUUUAGGGCUUUGCUAAUGACCUGGAAUUGGUUUAAUGACCUACCAAGAAAAUGAGCUAAAAUUAGAAAUAUAAAUCAAUUGGUAUGAAUGGGACAAAAUUUGAGUUGUGUGCUACAGAAAAAAAUAAAAACUAUAAUUUUAUGUUCAGUACGUGAAUAUGUUAAUUAACACCUAACGCUAAUCUAGAUUUACAAACUCAACUGCCACCCUUUUAUCUUCUGUGUUCAUUUGAUACACAGUGGGAUCCUGUGACAACUGCCCUCCAGUGAGCGACUGUCAGUACAGUGAUACGUGACGCUCUCUGGUGACUGGCAUGUAUAUAAAAAAUGAAUCAGGGUACACGCACUAUUUAAACAUAUGUUUUAUCAGAGUGUUAUUGUACAUAGCAGCACAACAUAGAGAACUGUGAUAUGAGUUACUUUUAAAUUUCCUAAAAUAUGAAUCUGUUAAAAGUGACAGGAUGUGUGUGGUGAACUGGGUUUGUAUAAUCUUUUGUUUCUGGUUCCAUGAUUCUGUUUUUUGGAAGACGGGUCAAGACUAAAUGGACUACAUUGAUUUAAGUCCAUAAUUGUAGCUUUCAAUGGACCCAGAGAGUUUAUGACGCAAAAAUGUAAUUUCUGAAAUGUUUGCCUUGCGGGUUUCUAGAAAUGCUUUUUUAAAAAUAGAAUUAAUUUAUUGUAAUUAAUUUUCACUCGUUUAUGGUCAGUUUUUGUCACAAAAAUGGAAGUGGAAGAUUGUUGCACUAACAGUCUAACUGUUGAUUUUCCAACCAAGCCACCAAGUUCUAAAUCCUUGGUCCCUUAUAAAGGAUUAAUUCUGAGAGGAUGAACUUUUGAAGCAUAGUGAAUGCCACUCUAUAUGCUAGAGGUUAGGUUUUAAAAUGCCUUUGUACUGCUGCUUUUUACUAUGAUAGAGUAAAGGCACAAAGGGAACGACAGAUUCUCACAGUAAGUAGUGAGCUCUGAUAUUAGAGCAGUGCUCUUAUCUGACCCUGAUCUGAUUGACGAGGCCUUAGUUUAGAGUGUAAAUGAAGUCCACUGAGAAAAACUCUUAUUUUGACUGAAUGCACUCAUUGUAUAGACCAGGGGUGGGUCCAGAACUCAGAUCCUGAAGGGCCAUAUUACUGUACUUCCUACACAGUUUUGUAUUUCCUUUUUAGGCAUACCUAAGUUGGGGCUCCAAUUGGGGAUAUAUGUUCCCAUUACACAAGCCUCAUUAAUCAAUUAAUGAUAUUUUUCAGCUCAAAUCAGAUUUGACUAUUUUGAUGGUUCAUUUUAUAAAUGUGAGUGACCUGUGUCUGUCUGUAAUAUGAACAAGUUUGCAUAUUGUUUGCAAAAAGACUUUUACACAAAUUGCCUCCAUCACCAACAGAAUUAAAGGCUAAUUUAUACUUCUGUUUCAAACCUACAGCAUUGCCUACAUGUACCCUAUGGCGUAGACUACACCGUAGCCUGAAGCACACCUCUCCAGAAAUGUAACUACGUGUUGCACAAUGCGGGCAGCAGCAGCUGUGAUUGGUCCACCAAGCCUUGUGUUCCUGCCCCUGUAUCCCCCCCCUUGGCGGUUUUAAAGCAUAAGUAUAAAGUAUAAAAAUAUAUAAAGUAUAAAUGUGCCCCUGCUGCGCAGCACACUCUCGCAGGCUACGCUGUAGGCAAUGCGUUGACUCAACAUAGAAGUAAAAAUUAUCCUUAAAGUGUGUGUGUACACACAAUAGAUGCACUAAAUCUGAUCUAACUCCUCACAUUUGUGUCACAUGCCCAUUAAUCAAAUACAUAUCCAAUCUAAAAUCACAUUGAAAAUCACUUAAAUCUGAUUAGAAAAGACUGGAUUUGACUGGAUGUCCAUACAUCCCUGAAAAAAACCAGAUCUGUGUCACAUUAAAGCAAAAAAUCAUAUUUGAUUCAAUUUAGUCUGGUAAUGUGAAUGCACGUUUAAGAACAUGAUUAGCGUUGUCGUCCAAUGAAAAGUUAGUAUCUCCAUAUAGCUUAACUUUUUUUCAUCUUUUUCAGAAAGAAAUUAAAUUGUUCUCAAGUUUCAGUGGAAGUCAAUGGAAAAAUAGUUUAAUUCAGGUCAUUUUGCAAUUUUUCUGUUGGUCCGUUUAUCAAGACAUUUUAACACAGUGUAAAGGACAGUCUGUGAGUUUAAACAUUGUAGUAAACUAAAAAUCAACAAAAAAUGGACAUCCAUAUUUUUAAGUCUAAAAGAGCUGCCUAAAAGAACAAAAUUGUCCAUGCUCUCUUUGCUCAUCACCUUCAUUUUGAUGCUGGCUGAUAAGAGCAUCUGUUGGCUGAUGUAUCAGAGCUUGGGAUCCAGCACUUUCCACUGAGUGUGUUGAAUACCUAGUGUUGUCUAAUGCAUAAUUUAACACGUAUCAGAGUAGUUAUGCUCCAGUCCUGAUCCUCAUGUAGUGUUGAAAGCAUUGCACAUGAUGGGAAAAGUCCUCGUAAGUGAGCGAGUCAAUUAUCUCUGCUAAAUUGAAGCUUAGUAACUGUUCUCAGUUCCUCACCCCUGGUCUUUAGACUAAGGUGUGCUUCUGCUACAAAGGUUAGUACAGUAUGUUUGAGCUUGUUUGACCGUGGGACCAGCAUGUGGCUUUGAAUCUUGACUAGAAGGCCAUGAACAAAAAAUAGUGCCUGAAACUAUGACAAUCUGACAGAGCUCUUUCAUGUGCAUACCAGCACAGAUAGUGUGCUUUAAUCGUUGAAGAGUUUAACAGACUUUGGAUGUGUUUUUGACCACCUGAUCCUUUCCUAACUCCAAAGCACAUCACCUCCUAUGUUGCGGUAUUGACUAAAAAGACUUCCCUGCUGUUGGAGAAAUCAUUUGAAGUACAAAAAGAAGCCAAUAAAGACAUAUUGGUGAACAGGU
Molecule: messenger RNA, 7346 nt
Organism: Astyanax mexicanus (Mexican tetra)
Lineage: Eukaryota; Metazoa; Chordata; Actinopteri; Characiformes; Acestrorhamphidae
Gene: gmeb1
Product: glucocorticoid modulatory element binding protein 1
Exons: 11
Coding region: 399-2147 (582 amino acids)
Biological process (GO): positive regulation of transcription by RNA polymerase II
Cellular component (GO): nucleus
Molecular function (GO): RNA polymerase II cis-regulatory region sequence-specific DNA binding; DNA-binding transcription activator activity, RNA polymerase II-specific
Source: RefSeq, a predicted model, not a curated record